GGCAGAGGUCGUCCGGGUCCGCUCGGUAACCGGUCCCGCGCGCCCGCCGACUCCGGGGAGGAGAGCCCCGAGCGGAGCAGCGCCGGCCUCGUGCCGCCUCCAGAGCGAGCCGCGGACUUGCUCAAUUGCUCCGGCUGGCCUUGAACUUGCUGUCCUCCUGCAUCAGCCUCCCAAGUCACUAGGAUUAUAGCCCCAUGGCUGGAAGUUACGGAGUGAUGGGUGAUGAUGGUUCUAUUGAUUACACUGUUCAUGAAGCCUGGAAUGAAGCCACCAAUGUUUACUUGAUAGUGAUCCUUGUUAGCUUUGGUCUCUUCAUGUAUGCCAAGAGGAAUAAAAGGAAAAUUAUGAGGAUAUUCAGCGUGCCACCUACUGAAGAAACGUCAGAGCCCAACUUUUAUGACACAAUGAGCAAAAUUCGCUUAAGACAACAGCUGGAAAUGUAUUCCAUUUCAAGGAAGUAUGAUCACCAGCAGCCACAAAACCAAACUGACAGUGUGCAGCUCUCAUUGGAAUGAGAUCUCAGAAAACAAGCAACAGAACUAAGUGAUGGGAAUUGCACACACCCCACUGGCAGAAACAACAGCAAGUUGAGCUUUGAAGUUUCUUCCCUGCUUCAACAGCUGGGCUGGGAAAGGGUGGAAGCCCUGCAGCCACACUUCAAAGUAACACCAGCUGAUUGCCCUGCUUCUGCCCUGCAUCUACGGAGGAUCCCAUGGAACUAUUUUUUUUUGGAAGAAAAAUGGGAUGACUAACAAACUAGUAACGAACACUUAUGCUCUCCUUUUUCUUGUUUCUUCUUCUUUUUCUAAUGCAUUGGAUAUUUAGCAGUAAGCAUUGGUCAGCCUCUAUUGGUGCACAGCUUGAGUGUGUUAAAUAACUGGAUGUUUAGUUGAUGCCAGCCAGCUGCACUAAGGGAAGAAAUUAGCUUCCAAAGGGCACAGAUGUUUGCUAUUGGCCUCACACUGUGUUGUUAGGUUGAGUUAUUUAUAUGAUUCACCAGAAAAUCAAACGCAGGAUUUAUGGUAAAAUUGUAAUGUCCAAAAUAUUUUUAAGUAUUCAAUAGAAAUGAGAUAAAGUAGUAGUAAUAAAAAUGAGUUUCAGAUAUUAAGAUGAUAUAAGAAUAAAUUUAACCUGGAAAAUAUAAUUAAGGAGUGGAAGAGACAAAAGAAUAUUGUAUGGAACCAACUAAUUCAUUCAACCAGUGGUUAUAGGGUUUAUAGACAGGGUGUUGGUAAUAUACCAUUCUCUCCUAUUGUAUAUUCUAUUUCAAUAGCAGAAGUAGAAUGCAAAUAUAUGCCAGAAAUCUAUAUGGAAAGAAGGUGGGCAUUUGGCUUACCUCCAACCUAUAUGCAAAAUAGGAUCAUAAAAUAGGGACUUAUGCUUAGUUUACUCCCCAAUAAAGCCAGAGUCAAACUUAGACAAAACUGUAAAGCAGGAAACAUUUCCCAGCCCUUCCCAUUUGUCCCUCUUCAUCCUUGUAUAAACCUAUGUGGGUAAGAUAGAUCUUGUACGAGAAUUUAAGAGUGGUGAAGGAAUUAAGCUGAGAACUAAGAUUGGGUAGAACUCCACAGACUCCUGUAGCAGAUGUGGAAACUUUCCUUGAUUUCCUAACCCCAGUGAAAAGAGUGGUGUUUAGCAUUGGAUUCUGUUAUAACACAUACCCUACAUUUACUUUAAUAAUAGUAAUAGUUUUUGAAAAACUAUGUAUGUAAUGAUGGUGGAAUGUGAUGAUCAUUAUUAUCCAAAGUACAGGUAUGAAAACACGAAUUGGUAUGAAUAUACUAUGUAUGCAACCAGAGAUAGGAAAAAUUGUGCUAUAUAUGUGUAGUAAGAACUGUAAUGCAUUCCUCUGUCAUAUAUAAAUUUAAGAAAAAACUAUGUAGGUUAGAAAUAUUCCACCUUCUAUGCUUCUAUGUAGGAAGAUAAGAGAGGCCACACACUGGCUAGGCUUAUAGGUCCAGCCCCAAUUUUUAUAUUGAAAGAGCACUUUAUUUUUCACCUUUUAGGUUUGAGAUGCAUACGGACAUACAAACAUAUUUACUUAUGUCUUUGCACUGGGGAUUUGGUGCUGGGGAUUGAUUGUUGGGUCUUGUGCAUACUAAGUACGAGCUCUAUCACUGAGCCACAUCCCCAGUCCUAUGGGUCUUGUGCAUACUAAGUAGGAGCUCUAUCACUGAGCCACAUCCCCAGUCCUAUGAAAAUACAUUUUGACAAAUUUCAGACUAGCUGAAGAAAGUUGGGGAUUUUAAACUGCAACUAGUUUGAUGUUGUUAAACUUAACUUUCAGAAUAAGAAAUCUGAAUUUCUUGAAAAAAAUACUCUAUAUAAACGUAUUUAUGAGAGAACAAGUAAGUGGAUGUUUUGUUAUUUUUGUUGUUUUUUGGCUGGGGAGAGGGGUUACAUAUAUCUCUUAGUAACACUUUUAUUUUGAGGUUUAAAAAUCAGGGCUAGGGGUUGCAGCUCAGUGGAAGAGCACUUUCCUGGCAUGCACAAGGCCAUUGUUUCAAUUCCCAAUGCUGCAAAAAUAAAUUAAUUAAAAUUCCCCCCCCCCAAAAAAAUCAGGCCCAUUCAUAGGUGACUACAAUUUAAUAUAAUUCUUAUAUCUGAAAGGAUUUCUACCACCUGAUGUUAACAUGUUAUCUAGCCCAAAAUAAAUGCUUAGUAAAUACUUGUUGAA
Messenger RNA from Marmota monax (woodchuck), 2677 nucleotides. It is a transcript of the gene Smim19, whose product is annotated as small integral membrane protein 19. NCBI's taxonomy places the organism in Eukaryota, Metazoa, Chordata, Mammalia, Rodentia, Sciuridae. The transcript has 6 exons. The record is from RefSeq and is a predicted model, not a curated record. The coding region runs from base 195 to 515 and encodes 106 amino acids.